Messenger RNA from Capsicum annuum, 1924 nucleotides. Its product is annotated as homeobox-leucine zipper protein HAT5. Gene Ontology annotation, biological process: positive regulation of DNA-templated transcription. Lineage: Eukaryota; Viridiplantae; Streptophyta; Magnoliopsida; Solanales; Solanaceae. The transcript has 3 exons. Gene Ontology annotation, molecular function: DNA-binding transcription factor activity, RNA polymerase II-specific; sequence-specific DNA binding. Gene Ontology annotation, cellular component: nucleus. The record is from RefSeq and is a predicted model, not a curated record. The coding region runs from base 712 to 1680 and encodes 322 amino acids.
GAAAAAUAUUUUAAAACUCUUUUUGACUGAUUAAAAUCAUUUUUUUUUUUAAAAAAAAGAGUCCAUACGAAACACACAUAGGUAUUGCAUAAAUUAAAUUAAAAUUUUCUAGAUGAAUUUUAUUUAUAAUAAACGGUAAAGACUUAUUCAAAAAUACGAUACUCCUCCUAUGAUAUAUUUUCUAAAAAAUUAUUCAUUAGGUUAACCUUUCAUCUUUUUUUUUUUUUUUUUUUUUUUGUUUUAUAAGUAUCUGUUGCCAAGAGGAACCAAUCAAAAACUUUAGUCACAUCUCUUCUCUGCUCCAACACUGCUCCGCCUUAUUCCCCCAACACACACACACACACACACACACUAAAAAAUAGUCUUCUGGUUCUAUUGAUCUAGGUCAUCCUUGUUUGUUUGUUAUAUCAUAUCCUUGUUUUUGAGUUAUUAAGCAAGGGUGAUGAUGUUCAUGGUGAUCGGCAGCAGGUGCUCUCAUACUUCCCACAUCACUGAAAUUAUAAUCACAAGCUUCUUUCGCCACAAGCUGUAGAUCCUUAGUAUUUUCUACAUAUAUACUUCUUAUACAACAAAAAGAUUAAAAAGGGGUACUUAUCAAGAGCUCCAAAUUCUUGAUUAACAUAAAGGAAACAGGGGGCUAUGGGUGUUUCUUGAAAAGGAUCAAGCUUGGCUUUAUAUAUAAAAAAAAAACGUCUGUGGAAUUUUGAAGCUAUGAUGGCUCGGGGGAUGCUCUACGGUGGUGGUUCUAAUUUCGAUCAGAAACAGAGAGAUAUGUAUUUUUCUACUGCUAAAGAGCAUCUUGGUUCUCUUUUUGGCCCUGACUGCUCUUCUUUCUUCGGAUCCAGUUCUAUGGUCAGUUUCCGCGGUGUAAAUGGAGGGAAGCGGUCAUUCUUCGAUUCAUUCGAUCAGGAAGACAAUGAAGCUGAUGAAUUGGGGGAGUAUUUUCAUCAAGCAGAGAAGAAGAGGAGACUUACGGACAACCAAGUCCAGUUUCUUGAGAAGUGUUUUGGGGAGGAGAACAAACUUGAACCUGAAAGAAAAGUCCAGCUUGCUAAAGAACUAGGUCUGCAACCUCGCCAAAUUGCAAUUUGGUUUCAGAAUCGUCGUGCACGAUGGAAGACUAAGCAGCUAGAGAAAGAGUAUGAGGAACUCAGGAAUAGAUAUGACGAUCUGAAAUCAAAUUACAAUACUCUUCUCAAGGAAAAAGAAAAUCUUAGAGUUGAAGUUUUCCAGCUCACCGAUAAACUGCUUGUCAAGGAGAAAGGAAAUGGGCAAUUGACUUUGUGCGAUAUACAAAAACAGUCCAAUGCAUCGGUAGAAGUAACUGUGGCUGAUCCAAUUUCGAGGGUAGAACUGUCCAAUGUGCCAUCUCGAAUUCUUAAACAGCAGAAGCAGGAAGAUUUAAGCUCUGCUAAGAGCGAUGUCUUCGACUCAGAGAGCCCACAUUACACUGAUAAGAGGCAUUCCACUUUCAUAGAUCAGGGUGAUUCUGCUCGUGUAUUUGAAACUGAGCAGUCAGAUUUAUCUCAGGAUGAUGAUGAAAAUUUCGGAAAGGCUAUGCUUUCUACUGCCAACCUGCUUGGCAAAGUCGAGGAUGAUGAUUAUCCCGCGACAUCCUCAAAUAUGCACUACUUUGGAUUUCCAAGUGACGACCAAGGUUUUGGCUUCUGGACUUACUAAGUUCAUGAUUGUGUAUAGAAGUAAUGCGGAAUACUAUUUUAUGUGUCUAGUAAUGUGUCAUAUAUUUGGAGACAAUGUAUAGAGCAUAUAUCUGUAAUAAAUAAAGUCCUAUGUAUGGAUCCAGAACCCAAAUGAAGUGAUGAGUUCUGGUCACCAAAACAGUUGGGAACUAUGGCUAUUGUGCUUUUGUAAACCUGUUAUGUAGCUGGUGCUUUAUGUUGUUAAAUCUGACUUUUUUUGUCAA